AUGAAGGUCGAAGUGCAAAUCAAGAAACUGAUCAAGCCAUCCGCCCCGACGCCGAACCACCGUCGAAAGCUAAACAUUUCAUGCAUAGAUGAGCUUCAGCAUCCAGGCUAUGCCGGUUUCCUAUUCUAUUACCGGGUCGAUGGAGAAAACCAUGAAGAUGAUAUUCUCCAGAGGCUUCGCCGUUUGGAGGAGUCGCUUUCAGAAACCCUAGUGAGCUUCUACCCUCUAGCCGGUCGGUACGUCGAGGAAGGGCUCUUUAUCGACUGUAACGACCAAGGAGUAGAAUUUGUGCAUACGAGAGUGAAUGGCCAGCUCGAUCAUCUCCUCCGGGGAGACUUCGACACGGACCUGCUCGGCUGUUUGUCCGAGUUCCCGGUGGGACUAGCUGGCAAUCCCCUAGUCGUAGUUCAAGUGAACGUAUUCGAGUGUGGGGGACUCGUGAUCAGCCUGCGCUCUUGUCACAAGUUAGGCGACAUGUCCGCUAUGGCGACAUUCAUGAAUUCAUGGGCCACCGUGUGCCGGAGUCGAACCAACGAGUUAGCCUCGCCAUAUUUCGGGCUGUCCUCUCUAUUCCCAGGGAAGGGGUCGGAAGCCACACGUUGGCUUCCACUCCGUGGUGGAGUAAAAUUUAUGAUGAAUCGGUUCGUAUUCAGCGGCGCGGCCCUAUCAAGACUAAAAUCAGCUGCGGCUAAACAGGUGCGGAUAUCGAGAGUGGAGGUCGUGUGCGCACUCUCGAUGAACCUGCGUGGGAAAGUCAAUCUCCCGAUACCAACCGAUGCGUUCGGUAACUUCUACACCAUGGUCGUUGCCCGACACAUGAUGGAUCCGGACAACCUGAACCUCGAGGCAUUUGCGAGGGCGAUCCACGGUACAUUGGCGACCGCCAAGGCGAGGUAUGCGGCGGUAGCGGAUGGAGAGUCGUGCGUGGACAUGGUGAGGGAUUCCACAAGAGAAUCCAAGGAAUGGGCCCAAAAUGAUGGAGAGAACGUGGUGGCCUUCUCAAGCUGGUGCGGAUUCCCAUUCUAUGACAUCGACUUUGGGUGGGGGAAGCCGGACUUGGUGAGCAACACCUGCAUUCCUGUCCGCAUGGUUUUUCUGAUCGAUAGCAAAUCCGAGGGUGGAAUCGAUGCGUGGAUCAAUCUAAGCCAAGAGGAGAAGGUUCUUUUCGAGCAAGACCCUGACAUUGUGACUUUCACUUCCUGA
Messenger RNA from Eucalyptus grandis, 1203 nucleotides. Its product is annotated as acetyl-CoA-benzylalcohol acetyltransferase-like. Bases 1 to 1203 code for a protein of 400 amino acids. Lineage: Eukaryota; Viridiplantae; Streptophyta; Magnoliopsida; Myrtales; Myrtaceae. The record is from RefSeq and is a predicted model, not a curated record. The transcript is spliced from 2 exons.